AAGCGUGUGGGUGUGCGCUUUCUUUGAGUUGGUGGUGAUGUGCUGCACGCCGCUAUGCCCAACAUGGAGAAAACAAUCGUGGUCAGGCUGGAGAAGACGCACAAGACGAACUUGGGGAUGCACGUUGAUGGGCUGAGCUUGGCGGUGUGCUUGGUGGAAGGGCGGGGUCUGGUGGCGGAAUGGAACGCCGCGUUCCCCAGCUGCGCCGUGGAGCCUGGGGACCGCGUGGUGUCGGUGAACGGCGCACAGCAUCCGGAGCUGGUGAUGGAGCAGCUGGCAGCAGAGUCGGUGUUGCAGCUGGUGGUGGCGAAGCAGGGCGCCCUGGCUGCGGCCCUGGCGCCCCAGGCCCAGUACUCGGUGCAGCUGCGCCGAGAGGAGUCAGACACCUUUGGCCUGGAGGUGAACCCUGACACUGCGGAGGUUGUGCAGGUGCUCGACGACGGCCGGGCGGCCGUUUGGAAUGCCUGGCACCCCUUCCGCGCGCUGGCGGUGGGUGACCGGAUCGUGGAGAUCAACGGCGUGCACGUAGGGAGGCAUCGCCUGCUGGAGACGGAGCUGGACGUGGACCUGGUGGUGCUGCGGGGAUCGGGCGCCGCCUUCGGCACCUUCGGGGUGUCGUUUGCGCGGGUCGACGAGAAGCUGGGCUUCGGCCUGAACAAGGCCAUGGAGGUGGAACGCAUGGAGGGCGGCGGCGUAGCGCAGCUGUGGAACGCCGCCAACCCCAUCAACAAGCUGCGACUGGGGGACAGGAUCCUGCAGGCCAACCGCAAGACCGGGGCAGCGGCGAUGUUGGGGGAGAUGAAGUCCGCCGGCGCGAAAGCCGGCGGCGCAGCCCUGGGCUUGGUGGUGGCGCGGGCGGAGCGGCGCUUCGACGCGGAGAAUCAGCGCUUCUUCAGCCUCAAGGAGUGCCAAGCGGAGUGGCCCAAGGACUCCCAGAAGCGAUGGGGCGCCAUGUCUUCAGUGCAGCCUGAGGCGGCUGGGCCAGCGGGUGCCGCCGGGGCGACGGGGAGCACUUUUAUUCUGGAGCUGCGUCACGAGGGCCAGGGCCCGGGCUUCGACCUGGACGCCCGGAAGAUCGCCAAAGUCCACGACGGCGGCGUGUUGGCCGCCUGGAACCGCCAGCGCCCCGCCCAGGCCGCCAUGGUGGGGGACCAGGUGCUGGAGGUGAAUGGCUUUGCGGGCCAAAAGGCGCUGGAGGAGCUCAAGAAGAGCAAGACCGUGAGGCUGACGCUGCUGCGCCAGAACGCGAUGUCCACCUUUGGGGUGACCUUCCAGCGGCAAGCCAAAGAGAAGUUGGGCUUUAAGACCAACGAGCAGCUGGAGCUCGCACGGGUGGAGGCGGAGGGCCUGGUGCCGGCCUGGAACGCGGGCAACCGCUUGCACCAGCUGCACCUAGGGGACCGGAUCCUGCAGGUGGGAGAGGUGGCCUCUGCGGCCGAGAUCUUCCAACGCCUGCAGAAGGCCCCGGAGCUGGAGCUGGUGCUCGCCAGGUGUCCGCGGCGCUUGGACGCCAGCGGCGCCGUGCUGACCUUCCGGGAGUGCCAGGCGGCCUUCGGCGCGGACGCUGCCGCCCGCUGGGCGGCCAUGGGGCCGGUGCCCGAGGCGCCCGCUCCGCCGCCGAAGGCGCCGGCUCCGAAGGAGCCUGCGCAGUUUCUGCGCAACACUGGCAACGAUGACCGGCCCAUGCUGGCAAACGAAUCCUUUUACAGGUCCCUCGCGGACGUGCGGCCCUCGCCCGGCGGCGGACUCCGCCGCGGCAAUGCGCCGGCGCUGCCGGCGCCGCCGGCGCCGCCGGCGGAAGCGAAGCCGCGGUCGAGCUUCAGCUGUCCCUGCUGCAACCAUCUCUUCCACGUCUUCGUGGAGGACGGGGCCUACCAUACGCAGCCCGUCUCGGGGGCGCUGGCUGGGGUGCGCCUGCAGCCGCAGAGGGAUUGGGUCUUCAAGGCCUUUGGCCGGGUCUUCGGCGCCACGUUGUCGAAACGGGGCAAGGAGGACUUGGUGAUCGACCCAGGGAGCUUGGUCCUUCAAAGCCUCAAGGAUGCUGGGGCGGUGGCCAAGUGGAACCAACAGCAGCCGGCCGCCGCGGUGGUGGUUGGGGACUUGGUGCUGGAGGUGAACAGCAAACCUGCGCACCAAGCCCUGCAGGAGCUGCAGGCCCCGGAGCCAGAUUUGCAGCUGCUCCUGGCGCGGCCGUUGGGUGGGGCUACCUUCGCUGUGGAGCCGCAGGUGGGGAAGAAAGGACUGGACUGGCAGCUGAGCCAAAACCUGGUGCUGAUCACAUCCCCAGCUUCCGAUGCCUCUGCGGACUCGGACAAGGCGCCGGAAUUGCCCUGGCCGGUGCAGGGGGACAAGGUGGUGCAGGUGAACCAGUGUGUGGGCUUGGAGUCCAUGCGCAAGGAAAUCGAGAAGUCGAAGCAGCUCACCAUCAUCGUAAUGAGACGCAGGUGACCUGAUCUGCCGCACAUUCCCGAUAACUACGUCGAUCUCGAUGCGCAUCGAGCAGAACCUCAGUUCUUCAAAGCCGAGCCGAAGGCUGCACGGCGAGCGACGGCGAAGCGGGACCCGGACCGCAACGAGCUGGCGAGGAGGCAAGCGACCGGACACUGAGCCUCCGUGCGGAUGGGAGCCUCCGGAGACUCAGCACGUAGCAGUUUUUCUAGACGAG
Molecule: messenger RNA, 2665 nt
Organism: Effrenium voratum
Lineage: Eukaryota; Dinophyceae; Suessiales; Symbiodiniaceae
Source: the annotation of a GenBank genome assembly